Molecule: messenger RNA, 813 nt
Organism: Soboliphyme baturini
Lineage: Eukaryota; Metazoa; Nematoda; Enoplea; Dioctophymatida; Soboliphymatidae
Source: the annotation of a GenBank genome assembly
ACCGGCAGUGGCAUCGGUUGGUUUGUGUCGAAGAUCGUCGAUUCUUUUGACGUCAGAUCAGAUGGUGAUCGCGUGGCUGUCUUCCAGCUCGUCCAUGGUUCCGCUCAGAGAACUGGCUUUGGCCUCAACGCUUUCGCGACAAAGAAGGACAUACUGCAGUAUCUUCGUCGUAACCUCACAGUGCCGCUGAGGAGCAUGUCUGGAGCUGAGGAGUUGUCCCAUAUCGCGUCAAACGAGUUCACCGCUGAAAUGGGCGACAGACCCAAUGUGCCUAAUAUUUUAAUUGUGAUUAUGGAUGAUCAUCAACGAGACACCGUAGCCGCACCACCUAUGGAGCUGUACUCGGAAAACAGGAACGUUAUCGCUUUUGGAGUUGGUUUAUCCGUGAACGUUACGUACAUAACUGAGGUGAUGAGACGUGAAGAAGGAGGACGCAAAAUUCCCGGUGACCAUUCUACCCCUCUCGAAGAGCUACAGAAUUUUAUCCGAUCUCUGCGUAAUCUCAUCGAAAGCGCGUUUCCCAUUUCAGCAAACAAAAUAGCAGGCGAAGGUCCUUUCGAUCAAGUGUCCCAUUACUUUGCUGGAGUGAACGUGGAGUGUUCAAGGAAUGGCUUUGCCACGGUCCUCAUCAAAACUGUCGAAACUUUUCGAGGUCGGAUUUUUCUAAAGGACCACUUCGGCGAGUCUUGCUGCGACUGGACAUUCACCAACAAUAUGUCUGACGAGGUGAAGGUGCGAGUUGACGUCAAGAAAUACGGGAAAGAACUGCGUAAUGUACGUAUUCCACUUUAUCCAUUGUGUUGUUUUGUGUAA